Paramecium sonneborni is the source of this 684-nucleotide messenger RNA. Lineage: Eukaryota; Ciliophora; Oligohymenophorea; Peniculida; Parameciidae. The record is from the annotation of a GenBank genome assembly.
AUGAAUAAAACAAAUAAUAGUAUUAAAGACCUACAACUUAGACUUCUUAUUUCUGAAUCUGAAAAAUAAGUUGCCCAAUAAAAAUUAAAUGACAUCAAGCUUAGUGAAAGAAGUAAAAUAGGAUAACCCUUUUUUUCAAUUUCUUAAGAUGAAGUUAAAAGAAAGGACAAAGUUGUUAAAUUAUUAACAGAGUUAAUGAAUUUGAUUGCAAAUAAUAAUUCUUUGUAGUGUAUGCUAGAAAUAAAUUCUUUAGAGAAUAUGAUGAAAAUUUUAGAUUAAGGGAAAUUUUACAAACUUUUGAAAAAGAUUAUAAAGCCAUUUACUUUGCUUAUUACAUAUUUAUUAAAUACAAAUAUAACAGAAUCUUUAAGUAUGAGAAGUGAAAAUUAAAUUCUUCAAAAUCUUGCUAAUUAUAAUUCAGUUCAAACUGGUAUUCAAACACCUAUUUCUUAAGUGAUAACAAUCAAUUCUAAUCAUAUGCAUAAUCAUAAAACUUCAUUUCCAAGUUCUAUAGCUUUCAAACCCUUAAGUGAAGUUACUACACCUGAAAAAAGUGUUAAGUAAGCUCCUAUCAUAUAACCAUAAUAAAAACAAACAACAUUUUUACCUAAAGGGAUAGGAAAAACUUAGAAGCCAAGUUAAAAAAGGACAGCAAUCGGUAAUUUAAAUACCUGGGGAGAUUGA